This is a messenger RNA of Carya illinoinensis, 1172 nucleotides long. Its product is annotated as protein TRANSPARENT TESTA 1. Lineage: Eukaryota; Viridiplantae; Streptophyta; Magnoliopsida; Fagales; Juglandaceae. Gene Ontology annotation, molecular function: DNA-binding transcription factor activity. Gene Ontology annotation, biological process: anatomical structure development; regulation of gene expression. The coding region runs from base 124 to 921 and encodes 265 amino acids. The record is from RefSeq and is a predicted model, not a curated record. Gene Ontology annotation, cellular component: nucleus. The transcript is spliced from 3 exons.
UCUCGCCAGCUUGACCUUAAAUCAUAAUAUCUUCCGGCCUCAACCAACUCUGCCAUCUCAUUAUAAUAAAAACCACUUUCCGUUUGAAAUAUCAUGAAGUAGUACUCGAUCACAGGUGAGGUAAUGCUAGUAUUGCGCGCUAGUUCGUAUACCAUGAAACCGUUUGAAAUUUCAUUUAGCUUUCGUCUGUUAGCUACCUCUGAUCCAGAUCAUGCUGAUACUGAGCCCCUCAAUCUUUUUCCAAGCGUGCACCAGUACUAUACUGAUCUUCAUACCCCACCAGUGAUGACAGUAGGAGAUGAAAACCCGAGAGCAUGCAGUACUAAAGGUAAAGAGGAUGUCACCGUGGCCUUAAACAUUGGCCUUCCUAAUUGUUCAAGUGGCUCAAUUAAUCCAGAUAUAAUAUGCAAUGCAAAUAUAGCAGCUAGUAAUUAUUUGAUACCCACUCCCGAAGAAAUAAACACUGGCUUCACUCAUUUCUCAUGCCACAUCUGCUUCAAAACCUUCAACCGCUACAACAAUCUUCAGAUGCAUUUGUGGGCGCACGGUUCACAAUAUCGAAGGGGCCCGGAGUCGCUUAAGGGAACCCAACCCAAACCGAUAUUAGGCAUUCCAUGCUAUUGUUACGCCGAAGGGUGCAAGAACAACAUAAGGCACCCGAGCGGAAAGCCUCUAAAAGAUUUCCGAACUUUGCAAAACCAUUACAAGAGGAAGCACGGGACGAAGCCCUUCGCGUGUCGAAAGUGCGGGAAGCUCUUGGCAGUCAAAGGUGACUGGCGAACGCACGAGAAGAAUUGCGGCAAGCGCUGGCUUUGCAUUUGCGGUUCUGACUUCAGGCACAAGAGAUCGCUCAAAGACCACGUUAAAGCAUUCGGUUCUGGUCACAACCCAUUUGCAAGGCCUGUACCCGGAAGUUGUUGAGCAGAUCCAAACUCGCGUCGACUAAGGUAUCGAUGGUACGUACGUACGCUUAUUGCACCGUUUUUGCUGGUCAGAAGUCACGCGUGCGAGCAUAUCAUAGCCGAAUUGAAGGAUAUGUAGCACAUCCAUGACUCCGGGAAAGUAAAUAAAAAAUAAUCGGCGUAGUUAUAGUCUUGUCACGAAGUGUUUUGCCUACUGUAUUGAUGUAAUUGAUUAUGUAUUAAAAAAAUUUAUGCAGCUAAUCACAUCAA